AUGUGGGUCGAUCCGCUGGGGAGCACACACAACGCACAAUAUACCUCCUACAUAUGUAGCCCCAUUCGUUGCCAGUUGUUGCUUUAUAGCGGCAUUGUUUCCGCUGACUUUAAAACUGCUUGGGAGGCGGGUAGGCUCCACCAGAAGGCUAUGGCUUCGUUGACAUGGCUGGUGGUGCUCCUAGCUGGCCUGGGCCAGGGAUGGGCCAACAACAGUGGGCUGAACGUGGAGAACAACUACCGCAACAUGAUGGUGCGCCUGGCCAGCAGCAAGCCCGCCUCCGCGGGGAUUCAGGUGCUCCGCGAGGGACGCGUGGAGGUGAGCUUCGACUUUGGCCGCUCGUGGGGCACCAUCUGCAGCACCACCUGGAGCAUGCGGGAGGCGAAUGUGGUGUGCAGACAGCUGGGAUUGGGCUACGCCUCGAAGGCGUCGCAGGGCACGGAGCACGGGGACAGCCGGAAGCAUCCGUGGGCUAUGGUGGGCACGCUGUGCCGGGGCACGGAGCGCCGCCUGGCCGAGUGCAUCCGGGAGUCGCACUACCCGAACCGCUGCAAUGCCCGGAACCAUAAUGUCACCACGGUGGCCUGUGUGAGCCACUCGGCGGAUCUGGAGAUUGGGCUGGCGGAGAUCGAGAGGACAGCCCGACUGGAGGCAGUGCCCAUGUCGCGACUCACCUGCGCCAUGGAGGAGCACUGCGUGUCGGCCGACGCCUACGAGAUCCGCAGGACCAAUCCGCAUGCCGCCAGGAUUCUGCUGCGCUUCUCCGUGAAGGCCUCCAAUGUGGGCACGGCGGACGUGAGUCCGUAUGCCAACUACAAGGAUUGGGUGUGGCACCAGUGCCACAGGCACUACCACAGUAUGAAUGUCUUCGCCACCUUCGAUGUUUAUGAUUUGAAGUACAGGAAAGUGGCCCAGGGGCACAAGGCCUCCUUCUGCCUGAUGGACACGGACUGCACGCCGGGAGUGCGGGCGAAGUACACCUGUGGCAACACCACUCAGGGCAUCUCCGUGGGCUGUGCCGACACCUACACGGACGUCCUGGACUGCCAGUGGGUGGAUGUGACCCGGGUUCCGGUCAACCGACGCUACAUCCUGCGGGUGGCCCUCAAUCCGGAGUACAAGCUGGGCGAGAUCUCCUUCGAGAACAAUGGGGCCGAGUGCCUCCUGGAUUACACGGGCGUGCACCAAACGACCAGGAUCUUCAACUGCCGGCGCAAGCCCUUGUGGUUUAAGAUUUGAUUUUGUGUAGAUUUAAACUUAUAUUUUAAUGUAGA
Molecule: messenger RNA, 1274 nt
Organism: Drosophila takahashii
Lineage: Eukaryota; Metazoa; Arthropoda; Insecta; Diptera; Drosophilidae
Gene: Loxl1
Product: Lysyl oxidase-like 1
Biological process (GO): peptidyl-lysine oxidation
Cellular component (GO): membrane
Molecular function (GO): protein-lysine 6-oxidase activity; copper ion binding
Source: RefSeq, a predicted model, not a curated record